Messenger RNA from Manihot esculenta (cassava), 3066 nucleotides. RefSeq names its product proline-rich receptor-like protein kinase PERK13. Gene Ontology annotation, biological process: protein phosphorylation. Bases 582 to 2693 code for a protein of 703 amino acids. The transcript has 8 exons. The record is from RefSeq and is a predicted model, not a curated record. Lineage: Eukaryota; Viridiplantae; Streptophyta; Magnoliopsida; Malpighiales; Euphorbiaceae. Gene Ontology annotation, molecular function: protein kinase activity; ATP binding.
UAAUCAAUAUUUCAUUUUCUGGUGGCUUCCCUUGCUUGCCUGCCCUGUCUCCUUCCAUAACCAUUGAAUCCAAAGCAAGAAAACUGGAAUCAGGUCGUUGGAGCCGCUUUUCAAACCCCGCGGUAACCCGAGAUUCAAGGACGGAAAAGAAAUGGAGGGAGUGACAGCGGAAAUAUCUGAUAGAGAAACAGAGAGAUUGACAGGUUGGGAGACCAAGAUUACACUUUUACAACACAGCCAACCGAACCCAUCAUCUAUUUUUGGUCUUAAAACAAAACAAAUACUGCACAAAAAGAAAACAAAAAGAUUCACAGAGAAAUUUUUUGGGUUUGCAAAUAGCUUUCCGCCGGAGGUGGCGGUGGUGUUGGUGUUCUUGGAGACUUUCAUUCCAUUUUUAAUACCCUUUUCUUUCUUUGGUUGAUUGGUUCAGGAUUUUUGUUUUCUGGAGAUUGGGUUUUGGUUGAUCUUUGUCUUAAUCUGUAGUGGAAAUUUCCCAGAAAAUUUUGUGGAGAACCAAUUGAAAGAAUUCCGAGAACAGAACCCACUGAGUUAAAUAAAAGGGGUGGUGAUAAGAAAGGAUAAUGUCGGACUCGGCGUCUUCGCCGAGUUCUUCUCAAGAUCCUCCUCCGUCGGCGGCUACAAAUUCUACGUCUACGCUUUCUUCCGAAACUUUUCCUCCACCUGAAGGUUCAACGGACUCGAUAUCAGGUUUAUUCGACGAGGAUGUAGUAGCGUCUCCACCUUCUGAAUCUGACGAGGAAAGUUCACCGCCACCACCAACACCAGCAUCACCUCCACCUGCAAGAUCUCCUCCUCCUUCACCUCCACCAUCAUCACCACCGCCUUCCAGCUCUCCUCCUAAUAGUCCACCCCCAACAAUAUCAAAUUCUUCUGCAGUCUCACCACCACCAGAAUCAUCAUCAACAUCUCCAUCUCCAAAUUUGUCACCACCACCAUCUUCCACUUCUCCUGCCGCAGAAAAUAAUCCGUCUCCCCCUCCUCCUGCUAAUAAAUCCUCAACAAAAUUAUCACCCGCUAGUGAAUUUGUUCCACCACCACCUUCAACAAGAACAGUAGAAUCUCCACCUUCGCCGACAGAAUUUAUAUCUCCUCCUUCUCCAGUUUCCGAUGCGGCAUCUACAGCAUCAAAUUCAAAUGCGACUUCAUCAUCAACUGCGACUUCAUCAUCAACUGCGUCCCCUCAGACAAAUUCUACUAGUUCUAGUACUUCUAGGGGCUCAUCAUCUGGAAAUUCAUCCUCAACUUCUUCGAAGCAAGCAUACACGACCAGCACCGAUAGCACUGGGAAUACAACAACUCAUGUAUUGCUUGGUGCAUUCCUGGCGGGUGCGGUGCUCCUUGCAAUAUUUGCAAUCAUUUUUUUUGUGACGAAGAGGAAGAAAAGACAUGAUCAUUAUGCAGCCCAUUACAUACCCCCCAAAAAUUUUGCUGUACAAACAGAUGGAUAUUACUACGGACAGAUUGGCCAGGCGAAUUCCUAUGGUUCGCAAAUUUUACAAUCUCCAGAUAGCAGCUAUGAGAGUCAGAACAUCUCUGGAGAAUCAGGUCUGAUAAGUGGAACUAAGACCCAUUUCAGUUAUGAAGAGGUGAUGGAAAUGACAAAUGGAUUUUCUCGUCAAAAUAUCUUGGGUGAGGGUGGAUUUGGAUGUGUUUACAAGGGACAAGUUCGUGAUGGAAAAACAGUGGCUGUCAAGCAGCUUAAGAUAGGCAGUGGACAAGGCGACCGAGAAUUUAAGGCUGAAGUUGAGAUUAUCAGUCGUGUUCAUCAUCGGCAUUUGGUCUCAUUAGUUGGCUACUGCAUCUCUGAUAACCAACGUCUGCUUCUUUAUGAAUAUGUUCCAAAUAAAACUCUUGAGCAUCAUUUGCAUGCAAAAGAAGCAGUGUUGGAUUGGCCUAAAAGAGUAAAAAUUGCCAUAGGUGCUGCAAAGGGUUUGGCUUAUUUACACGAUGAUUGCAAUCCGAAAAUUAUUCACAGAGACAUUAAGUCAGCAAACAUUUUGUUGGAAGAUAACUUUGAAGCACAGGUAGCAGAUUUUGGACUUGCCAGACUAAAUGAUACGACUCAGACCCAUGUAUCAACUCGAGUCAUGGGAACAUUUGGGUACCUGGCACCUGAAUAUGCAUCAAGUGGAAAAUUGACAGAUAGGUCUGAUGUGUAUUCGUUUGGAGUUGUACUUCUAGAGCUUAUAACUGGAAGGAAACCUGUCGAUCAGACUCAGCCUCUGGGGGAAGAAAGUUUGGUUGAAUGGGCUCGUCCACGCCUUCUUCAAGCAAUUGACACCAGUGAUCUCGCUGAAUUAAUUGAUCCUAGGCUUGAAAAGCAUUACGUGGAGAGUGAAGUGUUCAGGAUGGUCGAGACAGCAGCCGCUUGUGUUCGCCACUCUGCUCCAAAGCGGCCACGGAUGGUGCAGGUGGUGAGAGCAUUGGACAGUGAUGAAAUGUCUGAUCUCACUAAUGGUGUAAAAUACGGCCAAAGCACAGCAUAUGAUUCUGGUCUGUACAAUGAAGAGAUUAUCAAAUUCAGAAAGAUAGCCUUGAGUAAUGAUAGCUCCGAGUUAGACACAGUGAGUGGAGAAUACAGCUCAAGAGAUGUAUCCCGUGGACCACCAAUUUCAAAUUCCUCAACUGUAGAUUUAGAAACUGAAGCUAGAGAUGGCGUUGACAAGAGAUGAUGAUGGUGAUGGGGUAAUAGAGACGCAUGCAUCAGAUCUUCAGCAUCAGAGAGGAGGCCAUACUUGAAAUUGAAAAAUUAACUACAUGGUUGCUCCUGAUGAUUAUUUGAUCAAACGAGGAAUUAAUGGAGUUUCAAGCUUGCAGACUUGAGUCUUACUCAAGAUUCUAUGUAUUUAUUAAAUUCUUUUUGGUAUCAGUGAUCCCAGUAGCCAUGGGGCUUGUUGAUACUAGAGCAAGAUGAAUUCAAUUUUUAAUGCAUAGCCAUAUACAAAUAUACUCAAUUUCUAGUAAGAAACUUCUAACUUAUGAUGUAAAGUAUGAAAAAAAUUCAAAAAAGAUUUAACUAUAUUAGUUACCCAUUUUUUGCUUUAA